Salvelinus namaycush (lake trout) is the source of this 1463-nucleotide messenger RNA. Its product is annotated as LIM domain containing preferred translocation partner in lipoma. Bases 234 to 1463 code for a protein of 409 amino acids. Gene Ontology annotation, biological process: cell-cell adhesion. Lineage: Eukaryota; Metazoa; Chordata; Actinopteri; Salmoniformes; Salmonidae. Gene Ontology annotation, cellular component: stress fiber; focal adhesion. The record is from RefSeq and is a predicted model, not a curated record. The transcript is spliced from 7 exons.
UCCUCCGGUCAAAAAACUAUGAGUCUGACCUUAUCUUAACCUGGCUGGUUAGUUACUCUUCCUCCCCUUCCUCCUCUUCCUCUGCAGAACCAUGUCGACCAGAGACUUAACCUGUCUUAACAGUUCCUCUGCAGAACCAAUAUGCCCGUUGUUUACGUAAGCUGAAGACUAUACCCUAACUGUGUUCUUCCUCUUCUUCCUCCAUCUUCCUCCUCCUCAUCCUCUGUAGAACCAUGUGGACCGGUGAAGGCGAGGUUCAGGUGACGGGGCGGAUGGAGACCACCCCUGCCAUGGGCGUGCCUAGUAUCUCUGUUUCCCAGCAACAGGCCCCUAAGAAGUUUGCCCCUGUGGUUGCCCCCAAACCUAAGUUCAACCCGUACAAGGACCCCACUGACCUUGCAGGAGGUGACUAUCCCCCUCCUCCUCCUGCUGAAGACAGAGGCCUCUCGUCCUCUAUCUCGUUCCCACCGCCUCCACCCAUGGACAGAGAAUAUCAGAUGCAUGGACCAGAGAAGACACUGGAAGAGAGGCGGUCCAGUCUGGAUGCUGAGAUUGACUCUCUGACCUCUAUCCUAGCUGACCUGGAGAGUAACUCACCUUACAAGCCCCACAAUGCACAGAACUCCGGAACUCUUCCAUCUUACAACUCUGGAACUCUGACCAAUCCCAACGCUCCGGUGACAGGGUACAAGCGUAUGGUCAUCCCCACCCAGCCUCCUCUGACGGCCACCAAGAAGUCCUCUCCCAAAGCCGGGGCCCCAGGCGGAACACUGCCCCGGCCCCAAGCGGAGAACUCCUCCUCAGCCUCCAUACUGGCCAGGCCCCAGUUCCAGACGGCUCCCCAGCCGGUACCAGCCUCCUACGCAACAGCCUCCACCCCCAGCCAGCCCACCUUCAACGUACAGGUGAGGUCUGCCCAGCCCGGGCCCCAGCACCAGUCCCCUGGACCCCCCCAGCAGUUUGCCCAGCAGCCCAACAGGAGCCCGGUCCAGUACAUGGCUGCCCAGCCCAGGGGCCCUGAUUUCGCCUAUGGGCCUCCCCAGCCAGGCUUCGCCCCUCAAGGGUACCCAGAGCAGGCCUACCCGGGAGCAGGAGGCUACGGGGGAGGACCAGGAGGCUACGGGGGAGAACCAGGAGGCUACGGGGGAGGACCAGGAGGCUACGGGGGAGAACCAGGAAACAGCUGGAGACCCCAGCCUAGCUAUGCUGCUGCUCCUAGCCAGCAGGGCUACCCACAACCUGUCCCUAAGAAGACCUACAUCACGGACCCUCCUGCCAGCCUGGCUCCUCCUGCACACCUCGCCCCACAGAAGUUCAGGGCCAAUCAGGGGGGCUCUAUUUCCAGACAUCUGCUGGGCGGGGCUAAUUCACACCUCGUCACCACAGAGACGUUGGCUGGUGUUCAGGUCUACCGUGCUUCUGAUAUCAACUUCUUACAUCACUCGUAUACUCACACCUUGUGA